Messenger RNA from Psylliodes chrysocephalus, 5440 nucleotides. The record is from the annotation of a GenBank genome assembly. NCBI's taxonomy places the organism in Eukaryota, Metazoa, Arthropoda, Insecta, Coleoptera, Chrysomelidae.
CAAUGACCGUUUUGAAUUUGUUUAUUGUUUUUGUUUUUGAAUUUCGAAAAUAAUUGAUUUUACAUUUCUGUAUCAGGUACUGUACUUUUAAUUUGUGGAUUUCGAUAUUAUUAUAACCUUGGCCUAAUUGUUUUAUUAUUGAUUGUCAAAAUUUUAGUAUUAUGAUUUUUUUAAGUUUGGGAAAAUCCAUGAAAAGACAUGUUUCAUAAUUUUAAUUGUACGAAUUAAUUUAUAAAAUGGAACCAGACCCGAAAGAUAAUAAAAACGAUGAGGACUCAUCAACAAAAUAUAUUUUAGAAUAUUAUAAAAAGUACUCGCAAAAUAAAAAAUUACCCAAAUACUUCUCAGGAACAUCUAUAGCGUAUUUGCCAGAAAUUGCAGAUGAAGAGAAAUCAAAUAAGAAUGCAAAUAUAAAUGUUGUAAUUACUACUGAAGAUGAACAGAAAACAUUGCAAAUUGCAGAUGAGUUGGAGUUAUCGCCCACAGGUUCAAUAGGGUCAAAUAAAAAACUAGAAUGGGAUAAUUUGGCAGAUAUUGGAUAUUACAAUGCCACUUUAAUUCAUCGUAGUUCAUCAUUGCCAGUUAUAUCACAGUUAAGUAGCAAUUAUGAGUCGACAGGCUCAAAGCAUUUAAAAAGUGUUGGUGGAGAUGGUAGCAAUGUAAAAGUAAUAAUCUAUCCAUAUUCAAGCAGUUCAGAGGAUAAAAGCAAUGACGCACAUAUUAAUUAUACUUCCUCCUCAUAUUCACCGCCUUCCAAAAAAGAUCCUACGCCUACAAGUACUACUUUAAGUAGUGCUGCUCAGAAACAUUUUACUACUUCUGAUUCUAGCUGUGAAGAAAAAGUUUCAAGUUUUAAACAAACUCUGGAUUACUUAAAAACAAAAAUUGGAUUACCAGAUGCUCAUUCAACUCCCUAUGAGGCUGAAUUAAAGUUAAAUUCUAUUGAAAGAUUAUCUAAUACACCAUUUAUUCCAAAACGUGAAAAACCUGUAAAAAAUUUAAAUGAACCAAAAAUCAUUGACCCACCAUCUUUGAAAAGGUUAGAAACAAUGGAACAUUGUACAAAAAAACUAACCACUGAAGAACAGUCAUCUAAUUUAGCCAAAAAAGUUGUAAAUUUAUGUCUUACAAAGCCACUACUUGUUGACUGUGUAUCAAAAACAAUUACUACAAAACAAUUAACAAUUGGAAUACAAACAGAAGCAAGUACUCAAAUUAAAGAUAAAUCACAGAAAAUCAUAACAAAAGAUACUGAAAAAACCAAUACAGACACAGGAAAAUCAUCGAGCUCAAAUUGUAUAGCUUCAAAUUGUGAUAGUUUUGAAUACAUUGAGAAUAAGGGGAAAGAUAAUUCAAAUGAACCCAUUAACAAAGAUAAUAAUCAAGUACCUCAGUCAUCUAAAAAUUCAGGCGACAUAGAAAAAAAUAUUUAUGUCUUACAGAAGUUGCUAAAGUCUAAAAAAUAUGACCCAGCUACCAAAAAAAAGUAUACCAAAAAAAUUUUACAAAAAAUAAUUGAAUCUAGAUAUCUAGAAGAUUCAAGCACAAGUUCAGAAUUAUUUUACCCUAAAACAGAUCCAUCUAAAGUUCUAAAAGAUCAAAUCAAACAUUCUUUCUUUAAAAAUGAAGAAUCUUCAUCAUCUUAUCAAUCACAUGAAGAUCAAAAGACCUCACCAAGCAAAAGGAAAACUGAAUUUACCAAAAAACAAAUUAUGCCAAAGGAUUCAUCUAAAGCUACAUUAUCAAAAGAUGUGCAAUCUAAAUCAUCAAGCUUAUCUAGUCCAAGAAAGAAUAAAAUUCAAACUGGAACUGUCUCAACCAAAGAACUAUUUAAUAUUGAAAAUAAUGAACAAGAAGAUUUUAAAGAAACAAAAAAGGGACCUUUUACUCUUACUACAAAAAUUUCAGAGCAUUGUGGUGAUAAAAUUAGUCCUACAGAAAAUUAUUUAUCUUCUUCCACCCCAAAAUCAUAUGAAAACUGGAAAAAAUUAGAAACCAAUUCCGAAUUAAUAUUUGAAAAUAGUAAAUCUGUUGGAGAUGGAGACCAUUUAAUAAUAAAUUUUGCUGACAAAGAAAGGCAAUAUCAACUUAACUGGAUAGAUAGAGAGAUUAAUCAUUUAGGAAAGCUUAAGUCUCUUUUGGAGAAACCAAAAAAUUUAUUUGAAAUUGGAGAAAAUAUAAAGAAGACUACUUCUGUUUAUAUGGUAUCUGGAAGCAAUAGUGUUCCCAGAAGAAAUUAUGUAAUUGAAACUAAUCUAGGAGUCAAAGGUACUCAGCCACGUAAUUUUUGUUUAAAUGGUCAGAACUAUGUCGUUUGUGAUCCGAGAAUUCAAGAUCAAGAAUCAGGAUUAAACAAAAAAUCUCGUCCUGUUAUUGCAGAUAUAGAAGUGCAUUCUGAUGAAAAAACAACAAAUAUUAAAGUAAACACUGUAUGCAGUGUGUGUCAUAAUGUUCCUUGUCUAUGUGAUUCAGUAGCAAACUUGACUAAACGUGAAAUCACAUCUCCUUGUGAUGAGGAACCUUGCUGUAGUACAAGACCAAGUAGCAAGUAUUCAGACAAAAGAACUCUGAGACCUGCUAGAAGUCCUUGUGGAAUUUGCCAGAAAACACCAUGCAUAUGUAGUAACGAUAAUGGAGAAGCUAAAAGCAGUAAAUAUUCUGAUUGUCAAUGUUCUCCUCGUGCUUGCGAUUGUGAAUCUAAAACCUCUAAAGUACCAACUGAAUGUAAUUCAAUUCCAGUUAAGGGAUAUAUAGCUUGCCCCAAUGGAACAGAGGAGGAAACGGAAGUUUGUCUUUGCGACUUAGCUUUAAGUGAUAAUACAACUAGUAGUUCAAAAGAAAAUCAAUCCGGAUCAAUAGGAAAAAUUUUCAAGAAUUGUAAAUGUGAUAAACAGAGGGAAUGUAAUUGUGACUUUGUUAGUAAACUUUUAAAAUGCUUCAGUACCCAGGAAAACAGCAAAUCUAAAAAGGUGCAAAAUAGUGAAGCACUUCCAUUUAAAGAAAGUGAUAUACAAUAUUCAGACAAGAAUGUUGGCACUGAAAAUUCGCAGAAUAUUAACACUAUCAACAUUAUCAUAGACAAUAAAGAUAAUUUGGAUGAACAAAUUCAACCUUCUGACGUAGAAAAUCCAGUUGAAAAAUGUACUUGCUUUAAUUCAGUACCUUUUUGUACUGCUUGUAAACCAGACAAAAAUCAUGCUGAACAGGCUUUGGCUUAUUCAGAAGUCAAUGUUGCAACUGAUAAAUUACACAGUAAUAAAAAAAAUAAUAAAUCUCCACCUGGUAGUACUUAUACAGAAGUGAAUGAUGGAACUGAUAAAUUACAGACUAUUAACAAAGUCAACAUUCUUAUUGAUAAAAAACCUAAAAAGAAUCCUGUAUCUAUAAAUAACGCUAAAAGAAACAAAGCAGAACAAUGUACUUGUGAUAAUGUAGACGAGUGCAUUUGUGGUAAAAGAUGUCAGUGUACUUGUGAUGAUAAAGAUCAAUGUAUUUGUGGAAAAGUAGAUCAGUAUGAAACAGAGCAAUGCACUUGUAGCAAUAUAGAUCAGUGCACUUGUCAAGAAGACGAAGGUGAUCAAAAUAAAUGUUCUCCUGAUUAUCUCAGCGAUCUAGUCUCUAGAAUAGAACAAGCUUUACUAGACAGAAAUAGCAAGAAAAAUAAUAAAGCUAGACCAAUGGAUAGAAGUACUACAUAUUCACCUCCUCAGCGUGAUCAGUUCGCUGCAUGUGUACCAGAAAAUAUUUCAUUAGUUCAAUGUACCACUAAUAAACCUCUAGGAAUUGACAAAAGCACUACUUAUUCUCCUCUAGCUGAUAGUACAAUAUGUACACCAGAUACGUGUUUAAGUAAUAGAGGUACUAACAAAGAAAAGAUGAAAACUAGCAAGCAAACUUAUUACGAUCCUCCUGUUGAAGUUGACGAUUGUAUUUGUGAUGAACCACCUGAGGUUAAAAAUACAGUAAAAUCUAAACCGCAGAAAGAUAAAGAAACGCUUUCUUUACAAGUUUCAAAAGAUGUCAAAUCUAUUGAUAUGUGUUUCUGUUUAUGUGGUUCCAAAAAGAAUUUAGAAAAAAAUGGUAAGCUUGGAGAAUGUUCCUGUAAUAAGAAGAAGAAACAUCACAAGAAAAGUUGUACUUGUAAAUGCAAGCAAUGUUUAAGUUCUCUAACUAGUACCAGUAGCAGUAAUUCUACUUCAAAUAAGCCUAGGAAGUGUCAUUGCCUUUGUAAGUGUGGAUUUUGUAAAAAAGAUCAUAUUUGUUGUGGAAAGGAGCAACCUAAGGAACCUAGUACAACUAACGAUGAUACCACCUCUGGUACUUUGUCAACAAACACCACAGACGCAGACGCAACCCCAGUAUUGGUAUGUUCCUUGUGCAACAGGACUGCCCCAUAUGACAAGGUGUCUAUGUUACGGACCAACACAGAAGAAUACGCAUUGUGCUCAGAAUGUGUGGGAAAGAAGCCCAUAUUAACGUCUACGUGUUAUGUCGGGCCGGAUCUAGAAUCACAUACUCGCCCUUCAUCAGACCAAUCACACACAGCAACAGACUUCAUCCAACGAGCCGACACCUACUGUACGUGUCCAAAGGGCCCCAGGCCUAAAAAUAAGAGCUUCGAAUAUUGCCCACAUUGUCGCAGUCAAUUAAGGCGAACUCUCAAAAACAAAAACGGCAUAGCUUACACUUUAACUUUGGAGGACGAAUUUUCGGAAAGAUGUAGAAAGAGAAAAAGUAAAAACAAACCAAAAUUAAGGGAAAUAAAGGUUAAAUUGCCGUGUCCAUAUAAUCGUAAAAACGGUAAAGAUAAAGAAAAUAUUAGGAAUGGCAUAAAACAAUUAGGGAAUGAGGAAAAUAUUGAUCACGUUGAAAAUAUUGAUCACGAUGAAAAUUGUCAAUGUCGAUUUGAUAUGAGUUCUAAUUCUUCAGAGAAAAAGGAAAUUAGUGCAGAUAAGAAGACUAGGACUAAUAAUGAAAAUUACACAUUACAGGAACACUUAAAGAAAAAUCGGCCAGAUUUCAUUGACUCUGCGGAAUACAGAAGACGAGCCGUUUUAAACAAUAAGGUUGAACGAGAGCAACAUAAGGAUGACAUGAAGUUAAAAUUUUUAAAAGAAAAUGAGAAUAAUAACAUCAUAAAACGUCAAAAUAACAAGUUAUUCACUGAACAGCAAAUGAGAGAAAUUACGAAAAGAAACUAUAAGAAAUUACCAGAAGUACAAAAGAAACUGAAUGUUUUAAGACUACAAAAAUUGAGAAGUGCUGAUAAAUACAUCACGGAUAUGUUUAAAAAAAAAAUCCAAAAUUGUAUAUUGAAAGGCAAGAGUAGUUUUCCAAUUGAUACAAAUAUUGUUAAUUAUUAUAAGUGAUUUAUUAAAAUUUAUGUUAAUGACAAGAGUUUGUACUAAUACUUAAUAUAUUUUUAAUAAAAAGUAAAUAG